Macaca mulatta (Rhesus monkey) is the source of this 672-nucleotide messenger RNA. The record is from RefSeq and is a predicted model, not a curated record. NCBI's taxonomy places the organism in Eukaryota, Metazoa, Chordata, Mammalia, Primates, Cercopithecidae.
AUGAAGUGGCUUACGAUCCUCGGGUUGGUGGCUCUCUCAGAAUGCUUGGUCAAAAUCCCUCUGAUGAAGAUCAAAUCCAUUCGAGAAAACCUCCGGGAAAAUGACAUGCUGAAAGAUUAUCUUGAGAAAUAUCCUUACAGCCUGGCCUAUAAGUUUCUUGAUCAAUAUCAGGACAAUGGAAUAUCUUUGGAACCCAUGAGGAACUACCUGGAUCUGGCCUACAUUAGCAUCAUCACCAAUGGAACACCGCCUCAGGAAUUCAAGGUCAUUCUGGACACAGGCUUCACUGACUUGUGGGUGCCCUCCAUCUACUGUGCCAGCCAAGCCUGCACUAACCACAAUAUCUUCAACUCUCUGCUGUCCUCCACGUUCCGGGUCUCAGGCCGGCCCAUCAGCAUCGCCUAUGGCACCGGGCAAAUGUUGGGAUUUCUUGGCUAUGACAAUGUUAAGAUCGGGGACCUUGUGGACAUAGGCCAGGGGUUCGGCCUGAGUGUCAAGGAGCCUGACAAGUUCAUGAAAUACACGGUCUUCGAUGGCAUCCUGGGACUGGGCUACCCCAGCCUUGGCAUUGGAGCCACCCCUGUCUUUGAUAACCUGUGGAACCAAGGCCUCCUUUCUCAGAACCUCUUUGCCUUCUACUUGAGCAGGUAAGUGUGGGCUAGACAAGCCCUU